Molecule: messenger RNA, 940 nt
Organism: Sinocyclocheilus grahami
Lineage: Eukaryota; Metazoa; Chordata; Actinopteri; Cypriniformes; Cyprinidae
Product: cytidine deaminase-like
Exons: 2
Coding region: 152-778 (208 amino acids)
Cellular component (GO): cytosol
Molecular function (GO): cytidine deaminase activity; zinc ion binding
Source: RefSeq, a predicted model, not a curated record
UCUUUUGUGAAAAGGAAAUGCUUUUUCAUCAUUAAUCCAUUGGGAUUGUCACUGUAAUAUAGUCAGUCACCUUUAUACCUCAUCCUCCUCACUGUGGCAAAGGGAAAGGUUGCUGUGUCGACUCUGACUGGAAAUUACAUAACCUUGCAACAUGACAGAAUCACACACAUCAAACACAGAACGUCAGGGAGGUGGGAGAUCUGGGAAAAGGGGACUGGAUGCCGGAUCUGGAAAAACAAAGUCACAGGCAAGUCUGUUGAGCCACAGAAACACAAUACACACACGGCACAGCAACAUGGGAGAUCAAAAGAUGAGACGUGAGCUUAAUGGGCUGAAUGAACAAUUCUCUGGAACGAAAGAUUUGAUUCAGAAAUCCCUCGAGGCCAGGAAAUUUGCAUACUGCCCCUACAGCAAGUUCCGAGUCGGGGCGGCACUUCUGACACAUGACGGGAUGGUUUUCACAGGUGAGGCAAUGCCUGAAAUGCACUGUAAAGGUACCAAUAUCAGAGAGUUUCAGCAGUCAGUUCCCAGUGCUGGUUGGGUAAGAAACAUCAACUGCUGUAACGAGCGUUUACGCACUCAGAACUGCAGCAUGUUACAAGCAGCAUGUUAUAUGUUACUUUUGUUUUCACCUAUACAGUUUGGUGCAAACUGGGACGUGUAUUUGUCAAAACCUGACGGUUCCUAUGUGGAGAUGACUGUCGAAGAACUGCUGCCUGCAUCUUUUGGUCCAGAAGACUUAGAAAUGAAGAAAGUGAAUAUUCGGAACGAGUUUUGAAGCACUGACUCUAGAAAGACUUUGUACCUAGUAGUUUUGGUAGCUUGUAGAUAGAAAAAGGUUUAUGUGGAUUAAUGAUGUUGUUUAAUGUGACUAAAGGAAUGUCGUAUGUAAAUUAUGUUAAAAAAGAUUUGAAUAAUUUUUUAAUAAAAACAAAGUCAA